AUGGACAGUUUUGAUUCAGUCGGUCAAUACCAUCAGGACACAGAGUCCAAGUGGAGAGAUACUCUUGAAGAACAGAGUCUGCCUUUUGUCAACUACCACUCGUCGCUCUUGGAGUUCACGAAGCAGCAGAUGGACAAAGACAAGGAUCGGGAAUUCAAGAAUACUGACAACACCAUUUGCAAGUCAUUUGCAGACGUGACCAGUCCUGUGUUCAAUGUGGGCAAGCUGGUGUACAACAUGAGUCUCAAGAAGUGGUAUAAAGUCAUUGAUCUCAAAGUUGACGAAUCGAACCGUCCAAUCUGGGCAAGUUUGGUCACCAGAAAUAGUUCAGAAAUCAUCGAAAUUUCUGAUGAUGAGGACUUUGAUCAGUUCACAAAUAAUUUGGAUAUUUAUGUUAAUAUCUACUCAGACACCGGCAAAAGUUCUUUGGUCGAAGCAAGUCUCAAGAUAUACGAGAAGAUUGGAGUUGGACUUGACCAAGCCUUUGAGGCUGUUGGACUUUCAGCAAGUUCAUAUAAGUUCUUCUUCAACAAGAGAGAAGUUCUUAAAGAUGAGUCUCUUAGUGGUAUCCCAGAUAUACACUGUGGGGAUUGUAUUAUUGCUUGUCAAGGUGUUGGUAAAGUCUAUAAGUUUUCGAGGUUCAAAAAUGACGUUAAGAACUCUUCUUGGUCCAAUUGUGGAAGGUACGCAGAUGCAGUUGUGUUUAUUCCAACUCAGAACAUUAAGCUUUAUGGCUUUAGCACAUAUGCUUCUAAGGACCAGCCCCAGUACGAAAUGAAGUAUGAAAUCACUAUCGACGGAACUGAGGUUGAGAAAGAGACUGUCACUGCCUCAGAAUGGGAGGAAGAAAUUUUUUACAGACACAAACUCAAUGACUCGUAUCAGGUGUCUUGUGGGCAGAAGAUUCAGAUAACUGUGUGGAUAGCUAAGAACUUGGCAAGCUUUGACUAUGUAACGACCUACUCAGGCAACCAUGGUUCAGAUUAUGCUUCUAUUGAAAAUGAACACAUGGGCAUGUUCAAGAUUGAAAAUGGCAGCUGCAGCAAUAAUGGGACAUCAGUAACUAGUGGACAUUUCCCUGAAAUAUUUUACUAUUUAGAGUAAUCCGGUGUCAAUCCUCAA
Moneuplotes crassus is the source of this 1122-nucleotide messenger RNA. NCBI's taxonomy places the organism in Eukaryota, Ciliophora, Spirotrichea, Euplotida, Euplotidae. The record is from the annotation of a GenBank genome assembly.